UCGUUCAGUCAGUGUAUGUUUCAGUUUGCAAUAUAAUGCAUGUUGCCAUCAUAACAAAUCGAAUGAACUAAAACACAUUAUGGCAAUGAAUAAAACAGUUUUUUUGGCAAUAAUCAUAGGAGUAAUAGUUUGUUCAACACAGGCAGGUAACACUAAGGAGUCAGAAUGCAAAGAAGAAAUAGAACAAGAAUUACGCGAUUAUGUCAAAUUGGAUGGUUGGCAGAAACUUUUCACACGACAUUUCAAAUUUAUUGUCAACGAGAAUAAUGAAGUCUUAAGUGAAAGGAAACGACUGAAGUUUAAUACAAUUAUACAUAAUGCAAUAUAUGGGUGCAACCAUGAACGUGACGACGAAGUAGAUGACUGUCCAAAUAUUUACCAUGGAAGUAUAAGGACAUGUAAACAUGGACAAAAUCUAAGAUCUGCCAUGUUUAGAGCGGCGAGAUGUAAUUUUGUUGAAUCGUCCGUCAAGCAUAUAAUUCUAAGUGAUGCUUUGUUAAAUACGUAUCCAUUAAACGAGUAUGACAAAAUAUCUGCUAAUGUCGACAAACCAAUUAGAGAAUUUGGUGACAAUGUUAUUAACAUACUGAGCAUACUUUCUCAUGGUGAAACAGAAGGACUCGGUGAACUAAUGGCUUUACAUUUAUAUUUAAACAAUGUAUAUGAUACUGUCUUCAUACAAAAGAUACCAAUAGAACCAGUGAUGUCAUCAGUUGAUUUAGAAAUUGCUAAGGAACAUAUAAGAAAGGUUCAUAGUAUGAUUUUAGAUAAAUUGUACACAUUUUGGGACACUUGGUGUAGCGAUACAGACAUAGUGACUCAGUUUCGAUUAAAGUAUAAAAACGAUGAAUACAUAGUUAUAUUAGAUGAAAUGAACAAAAAUAUUGAAGAGACUGAUGAUUUUAUUCGUAGUUUAAACGUUUCUAAUAACGUAGUAAAUUUAGAUUUCGAUCCACAGAGGAUAGCGCUAACGGGUUUUGUGAACCAUCUAAUUUCAAAUACACCCAUGCCAAACGAGCUUUUGAUUGACUUGAAGUUAAAAUCUUUUGAGGCUACGUAUGAAUUUAACCCACAUGCUAUGUACACGUAUCAUAAGUCCGUAUUUAAAACUAUAUACAUUUAUUUUUAUUGGGCAACAAUAACACACUUAAAACUAGGUAUUCAAUUUAUCGACGAAAUAGAAAAUUAUGAAGUAACAAAAUACCAAACGAGUUUUAUAAUUAACUUCGUCAAAUAUAUACGACCACUAGCAGUAUUCGAUAUUAACCGAUCUCAGUUUGCAUUAAAAUUGUCUACAGAAGCUUCAAAGAAUUUAAAUAGUUUGAUUUCCUUUUUAUUAAAGUAUUUUGACGAUUUAAGAAAUACAAAUUUAAAGGAAGUGAUUUUAUUAUCAAGACUAGAAAUUCAAAAAAUCGUUAAUUUAUUAAGUGCUGACAUGGAAAUUAUGUUAAAUAUGAAAGCACCAGAUAAUUAUUAUUAUGAUGCUAUAAGUUAUGAAAACGUAUUGAAAUUAAUGCGAUCAAACUACAAAGCAUUUAAUCGUUUAGUUUUAGCAACAAGUGGCUUUAAAGAAGAUCGAAUGAAUGUAAUUAAAUUAAAGAAAUGUUUCUUUUAUUUGUCCGAGGCCAUAGAGUUUGAUAGUGAUUCAUAUUUGUAACUUUUGUUAUUCAAUUAUUAUAAUAUGACAUAUUUUGUUUGUAAAUAUCUAUUUUGUAUACUGUUAU
This is a messenger RNA of Rhopalosiphum maidis (corn leaf aphid), 1724 nucleotides long. RefSeq lists its product as uncharacterized. The transcript is spliced from 4 exons. Bases 80 to 1657 code for a protein of 525 amino acids. Lineage: Eukaryota; Metazoa; Arthropoda; Insecta; Hemiptera; Aphididae. The record is from RefSeq and is a predicted model, not a curated record.